Molecule: messenger RNA, 483 nt
Organism: Carassius auratus (goldfish)
Lineage: Eukaryota; Metazoa; Chordata; Actinopteri; Cypriniformes; Cyprinidae
Product: scavenger receptor cysteine-rich type 1 protein M160
Exons: 3
Coding region: 1-483 (160 amino acids)
Biological process (GO): zymogen activation
Cellular component (GO): plasma membrane
Molecular function (GO): serine-type endopeptidase activity
Source: RefSeq, a predicted model, not a curated record
AUGAUAAUCCGAGGUCUCACGGGCUUGGAACGACAUGAAGGUCUCAAUGUGGCUUUGCGCGGAUCUGACAGCCCUUGUAAAGGCCGGCUGGAGGUGUAUCAUGGCGUUAAGAAGCAGUGGGGCUUGGUGUGUCAUUACGGGUGGAGAAAGGAAAAUGGAGAGGUUGUGUGUAAAUCAAUAGGGUGUGGGGAUCAUACACGCUCUGAUGUAGACAUGACCCUCUACAAAGAUCCACCUCUGCCCCAACAAUACUGGAUGGAUCAAGUGAAAUGCACAUCUGAAGAAGAGAGCCUUUGGAAAUGCCUUUAUGUUGGCAUCAGUAACAAUGAGAAGUGUGAUGGUAGUUUUGUUGCUGUUGAAUGCUCGGGAGAAGUUAAACUGAGUUUGAAUCUGAAUGGACAGCGUGAUGUAUGUGCUGGUGUGGUGGAGUUCUCUACAGCCAACGGCAUCAUUGGGGUCUGUAAUGAUAACUGGGGUAAGUGA